AUGGACAAAUGGAGAGAGAUCAAAAUUGGUGAUAAGGAAUCAAAUUACGGAACGAUUGUCGAUGAAUUUUGGAGUCGACACAAAUUCCGUCGAAGGAGUCCGAAACUGACACGAAUCGACACGAAUCGACACGAAUCGACACAAGUUCACAAAUAUCAGUAUCUCAGAAUCUCAGAAUCUCAGAAUCUCAGAAUCUCAGAAUCUCAGAAUCUCAGAAUCUCAGAAUCUCAGAAUCUCAGAAUCUCAGGAUCUCAGGAUCUCAGAAUCUCAGAAUCUCAGAAUCUCAGAAUCUCAGAAUCUCAGAAUCUCAGAAUCUCAGAAUCUCAGAAUCUCAGAAUCUCAGAAUCUCAGAAUCUCAGAAUCUCAGAAUCUCAGAAUCUCAGAAUCUCAGAAUCUCAGGAUCUCAGAAUCUCAGAAUCUCAGAAUCUCAGAAUCUCAGAAUCUCAGAAUCUCAGAAUCUCAGAAUCUCAGAAUCUCAGAAUCUCAGAAUCUCAGAAUCUCAGAAUCUCAGAAUCUCAGAAUCUCAGAAUCUCAGAAUCUCAGAAUCUCAGAAUCUCAGAAUCUCAGGAUCUCAGAAUCUCAGAAUCUCAGAAUCUCAGAAUCUCAGAAUCUCAGAAUCUCAGAAUCUCAGAAUCUCAGAAUCUCAGAAUCUCAGAAUCUCAGAAUCUCAGAAUCUCAGAAUCUCAGAAUCUCAGAAUCUCAGAAUCUCAGAAUCUCAGAAUCUCAGAAUCUCAGAAUCUCAGAAUCUCAGACCCUCAGAAUUUCAAAAUCUCAGAAUCUCAGAAUCUCAGAACCAAGGAUCCAGGAAUCCAGGAAUCCAGGAAUCCAGGAAUCCAGGAAUCCAGGAAACCAGGAAACCAGGAAACCAGGAAACCAGGAAACCAGGAAACCAGGAAUCCUGAACCUCUAAAUCUUUGA
Caenorhabditis briggsae is the source of this 918-nucleotide messenger RNA. The transcript has 2 exons. The record is from RefSeq and is a predicted model, not a curated record. NCBI's taxonomy places the organism in Eukaryota, Metazoa, Nematoda, Chromadorea, Rhabditida, Rhabditidae. Bases 1 to 918 code for a protein of 305 amino acids.